AUGGCAGUCCGCGCACAGUUCGAGAACUCCAACGAAGUCGGCGUUUUUUCGCGCCUGACCAAUUCAUAUGCCAUCGUGGCUAUCGGCGCUUCUGAAAACUUCUACAGGUAUUCUACUCUACUUCACAUUCCCACCGGACUCGGUCGAUUACACAUACUAAUGCAGACCAGUGUAUUCGAAGCUGAACUCCAAGAUGUCAUCCCCAUUUGCCAUGCUACCAUCGCUGGAACUCGCAUUGUUGGUCGUUUAACUGCUGGAAACCGCAAAGGCCUCCUCGUCCCCACAACAACAACAGACCAAGAACUGCAACAUCUGCGAAACACCCUCCCAGACUCCGUCAAAAUCCAACGCAUAGAGGAACGUCUGUCGGCCCUGGGAAAUGUCAUUUGCUGUAACGACCACGUUGCUCUGAUUCACCCUGAUCUCGAGCGCGAGACGGAAGAAAUCAUCGCCGACGUCCUCGGUGUCGAAGUCUUCCGCCAAACCAUCGCCGAUAACGUCCUCACAGGCUCGUACAUGGCGCUCUCCAACCAAGGCGGAAUCGUUCACCCCAAGACCUCCAUCCGGGACCAGGACGAGCUGUCCUCGCUCCUCCAGGUACCUCUCGUCGCCGGUAGCGUGAAUCGCGGAUCCCCCGUCGUGGGAGCAGGCAUGGUAGUCAACGACUGGAUGGCCGUCACUGGAUUGGACACGACAGCGACAGAGCUGAGCGUUAUCGAGAGUGUGUUCCGGUUGGGUGAGAUGGGACCCCGAGGAGUUGGAGUUGGAGGCGGUGCUGGGACGAAUAAAGAAAGUAUUGUGGAGAGUUUCUAUUAA
This is a messenger RNA of Aspergillus ochraceoroseus IBT 24754, 816 nucleotides long. Its product is annotated as translation initiation factor 6. Gene Ontology annotation, biological process: cytosolic ribosome assembly; maturation of 5.8S rRNA; ribosomal subunit export from nucleus. The record is from RefSeq and is a predicted model, not a curated record. The transcript is spliced from 4 exons. Lineage: Eukaryota; Fungi; Ascomycota; Eurotiomycetes; Eurotiales; Aspergillaceae. The coding region runs from base 1 to 816 and encodes 271 amino acids. Gene Ontology annotation, molecular function: ribosomal large subunit binding. Gene Ontology annotation, cellular component: nucleolus; preribosome, large subunit precursor; cytosol.